Messenger RNA from Euleptes europaea (tarantolino), 1359 nucleotides. RefSeq names its product LRP2 binding protein (gene LRP2BP). NCBI's taxonomy places the organism in Eukaryota, Metazoa, Chordata, Lepidosauria, Squamata, Sphaerodactylidae. The record is from RefSeq and is a predicted model, not a curated record. The transcript is spliced from 9 exons. Gene Ontology annotation, molecular function: protein binding.
AUGGGUAGCUGUGUUACAGCGCAUUCCUCAAAUGCGCUGGCGGCUGUGACAAAAGACCUUAGGAGGCAGACGAAGGCCUCCACUGGCACAGGGGCCCACACCACCGGUGCCUGGACAGCACACGCCGGCGUAAGUGGCCCCAGCGCCAGCGUGCAGGCUUGGACUCCGGUCCCCGGCCGCUGCUGUGGCAGCGCUGGGCCCGUCUGCUGCUGCUGGCCGCCAGCACAGGCCGCAGCAGCGAGCCAGGAGGUGUUCCAGCGCCCCAGGAGCCGUUCCCGGGGUGUUCCGAGAAGGCGAACUUGAAAGAAAGAAAUGAAGCUGACUAGUGAACGUCUGCCUCAGGAAAGUAGCUUCGAGACCGUUCUCCGAACCGUUUCAAAGAUCCACAGUGUUGAAUCAGAAGCAAUCAAAUGGAUAACUUCCCCACAGAAUUACACCCAUGCCUUUCUGGUUGCAAAGGCCGAAGAGCUUGCGGACAAGAAGAUUAAUGCUGGCGAACCUCUGGCACAUUUUCUGAAAGGGCAGCUGUUUUUUGAAGAGGGAUGGUAUGAAGAUGCAUUACUGCAGUUUGAACAAAUCAAAGACAUAGAUUUUCAGUCCAUGUAUCAGUUAGGCGUGAUGUAUUAUGAUGGACUGGGGACUUCACCAGAUCCUAAGAAAGGAGUGGAAUACAUGAAGAAGAUUAUCAACUCGGAUUCCCCUAAGGCAAGACAUUUAAAGUUUGCUGCAGCGUACAACCUUGGCAGAGCUUACUGGGAAGGAUGUGGGACUGAGAUUUUGGAAAAAGAGGCUGAAAGAUUAUGGCUUAUCGCUGCAGACCAUGGAAACCCAAAAGCAAGUGUAAAGGCUCAGAGUGCCCUUGGAAUGCUGUACUCAGCGACACAUCCCAAGGAUCUGAAAAAGGCGUUCUUUUGGCAUUCAGAAGCGUGUGGGAACGGAAGCUUGGAAUCUCAGGGCAUCCUUGGGCUUAUGUAUUUCUAUGGACAUGGUGUACGGAAAAAUUUGAAAGCGGCUUUGGAGUGUCUGAAUCAAGCAUCGGAUCGUGGAAAUGUCUAUGCUAAAGGUCAUCUUGUAGAGUAUUAUUACAGAAGAAAAUUUUUUACAAAAGCUGCUGAGUUUGCCAAGAGGGUUACGGAGGAUGACAAUGUUGAACAGAUAGCAAAGGACACAGAUUGCAUGCCUUUUUACAUCGCUAAAGGGCUCGCAAUGGCUUCCUUCUACUUGGCCAGGUGCUUUCAACUUGGCCUAGGAACAAAACCAGACGAAGCAGUAGCUAAAAAAUACUAUUCAAAGGCAUGCAAUCUGGACCCUGCUCUUGCUGCUGAUCUUGAGCUGACAGCGAAUCAUGGAAGAAUUUAG